AUGACGCCGCCGUCAAAACCCAAGAACUUGCCGUUGUUAUAUAAUGUACUACUUAACUGCAUAUUUAAUAAUCCCCAUCACGAUAAAUUACCCUUCAAACAAACCAUCCAAGAAUUGAGUGUGAACCAUAAUGAGUAUACCAUUUUAGUACCUCCUUCAUUUGUACUUGAAGAAGGCUAUGAUCCUGCUACAGCCACGAGCUCCACAAAAGUCUUCUUAAAGAGUUUGUGUUACAACAGUGAAGACUUCAUACGAUCACAUAUAAUUCGGAGUGGAGCUCCUGUUUUCAAUACCACCUCAUCAAAGAAUCAACUGAUUGUCUAUCACACUAUGAGUGGAAAACAGAUCCUUAUAAAGAACGGCAUGGUGUUUACAGGGAAAGGUUUUAAACGAAGUCUACGCUUAGGGAUAUUGGGUUAUGACCAAUUGAAUUCCUUCUGUGACUACUUUCCUAGGGGUAGCAGGUUCAUGCUAAUUUACAUUGAAGAUUCUUUAAUAGACUACAUGGACCCCAGAUUUGUUUCCCAUCUACAAGGUACCUUAACAUCAAACAACCCGGAGGAGAUUUUGCAAAAGAAGAGGAGUGACUCUAUCACGUUUGAGAUGCUUCUAAGAAGUAUACCUCUAUUAUCCAAAGUUGUUUCUGAAAAGUACUAUAAACUCUUCCAUCAUAACAAUCGCAACUAUGAUUCAUUUCGAACCCAUACGAGAAAGAAGUUGUCUUUCAUUAAAAACGAGUUUCAUCGGAUGGUUGAAGAGGCUUAUAUUAUAAUUCUGGAGAGCAUCAAAGAUGACAACCCCGAAUCUGAAAAAACCUAUCAGCUUAUUAAGGACCUACUUGCAUCUAAUCCUGAAAUUGAUUUAAAUAAACUUGUCUACGAAUAUGUGGAGUUGAAUCUCUAUGAUAAAAUGUGGAGCCAAUUACUAUUUCAAUUCAAUUACCCAAACGAUGACAAGCAUGAUUACGACCCCGAAGCAUUGAAAUUCCUUACUCAUGAAAAAUACAACCAAUUAUCGUGUCUUUCGUUGAACCAGUUGGAAGUUCCAAUAGAAGAACCUUGGUUCAUUAACUCUGUCCUAAGACGAAUUUCCUUGGCUAUAGAUGAAUUCUCUCGGUUAUCGGACCCUUCAAUUACAAGUCUGGCUGCUAAAAGGGAGAUCAUCUCUAAGACUGUAACCAUUCUCACAAAAAAAGACACAUCAGAAAACCAGACUACAUAUGAUGAGAAGGAUGAUGAUGAAGACCUAGUGGUUGAUGCAGAUACGCUUGUGGGGAUGUUGAUUAUGGUUGUUGUGCAUUCUAAAGUGGUUAACUUAGAAGCUCAUCUUUAUUAUAUUAAGAAUUUCAAUUCUGAAGAUGUGUCUACAGACGGUUACUUCAACUAUAUUCUAAGCAACCUAGAUGCUGUUAUCUACCAUUUAUCAUCCAGUGACAACGACUCACAUCGAAAAGAACUCACAAGAGCAUCUCAAGAAAAUUAUGAAUUUUGGGCUGCAAUCCAGAAACAGGAUGUCAAAAGGUUGAAAGAUAUCCUUGCAAGUGUUCAAGAACAGUACCCUGAUGGGAAACUUCCAGCUAAAAGUUCUUUGAAAAGUCGAAAUAUAAAUGGGGAAAGCUGUCUUAUGUUUGCAGUUAAAACCAAGAACCCUUAUAUUUUCAACCUCUUGGUGGAUUACAACGAAGCGUGGUUUUCGGUGGAGGACAUACUUUUCAAUAAGAACACUUCCACAGGUCAAAGCAUGUUUGUUGUGUCUUUGAUAGAAGAAGCUCAUGAAAUAUCAAAGAAGAUAACUCAAGUCUUGUUCUCAUCUGCUGAACCCGAAGAACAAAUUGCUUACUUUAACCUGGUAGAUAAUCUCGGCAGAUCUGCUGGUCACCAUCUAUUUCAUUAUUCUGAAAUUAUUGCAACUAUUGGUCCGCUCAUCGAUUGGGAAAUGAAAGAUCUUAAUCAUCACACUCCUUUGUUCAGCAUAUGCAGAUGUUACGAUCAUCUUGAUUAUCAAAACUUGGUAAUUCGAGUUUUUAGAUGCGUAUACAAAGGGCUUCAUGGGAAGGGAAUCAACUUUGACAAGCAUAUGGAUAAAAACGGUAACACUUUGCUCCAUAUUAUUUUGAAAGGAUUGCAAGAAUCCCAAAUCCUCAACGAAGAUUUGAAUUUGAUCAAUGUUAAUCAGGUCAACAACAAGUCUAUGACACCAUUGACAUUGUACGUGAAGUACAGUAGGGCUGAUAAUUUGGAAACGCUUCUAAGUGACAAAAGAAUAUUCUUUUAUCAAGAAGAACCCAAAAACUUGUACAACGUAUUCGACUACUUGAGUUUUCUGGCAGGAAAGCCAACAACCCAAACGAAGGUGUUCAAGAGAAUCGAACGGUUGGUAUACGCAUAUGCCUUUAAAAACUAUACUCCAGAAACCAAUGAUACCCGGCUCAUUGCAACAAAUGCCAGAUUUGAUCCGAAUUCCAAGGAUUGGGUGAUCUUUUUUCGAAUCAAAGAAGCCCAGAAAGACGAACAAACCGUUUUCGAAACUUUGGACAAGUUACGACAGAUGGUACAGUUAUUUGAACUAGCCAACCCGUUUGUUGCCUUCCCACAUAGAGACAAAAUCUGGAUGAACUACUAUGCUGACAAACAAACAGUUCCGGUGUUUUCCAAAUAUAGGAUUAACCGAUUGUUAGAAACUAUAAACUUAUACUUGAACGCCUUGGUUGUCUAUUCUCCCGACCAGGUAAACAGUUUCUAUCGAACCUUCACACAUAACCGGAAAAGCAACAAACUGGCUUUUGAUACUAUUAAAGAUAUCAGUAAUGACCAAGAGAGGAUCAAGAAGUUGUUAGGGGAAGUGAUGCUUUCCAGUAUCCAAAUAACGGAAAUUGAGACCUUUUUAAACUAUACCUGGUCUGAUUUGGAAUUGUACAAAAAGCACAUCACCAAAAUAAAUAAGCUCCUAUCAGUAUAUGAUAUUAAAUUAACUGAUGCAAGAUGUAUCUCAGACAGGUUCCUCGUUAAGGUAGUAAGCAGUGGAGUUGUACCAUCCAUCCUUGAAACCAUGAAGUUUCAAUAUAUUGGUGGUCAUAGACAUACCAACUCAUAUUCGACGUUGUUCGAGUUUACUAAUUGGAUUGAAUUGGCUAUCGAAGAAUUAUUAAUAAGUGUUUCGAAAGUCUUAAUCAAGCUUGAUGCAUGGCGUGAAAUCUUUGGGAAAAUACAAGCCAUUAACACCGAGUUAAGGAAAUAUGAGAACAAAGCCCACCUUCACAGUCAUGAUCUUUCAACGGAAGAAGUCCCGGAAAAUGGUAGUACAAUAUCUCCCCAUCAUUCUUCUUCACCUGAAACCUCAACUCCAGCAGCAUUCUUCACCUUUGGACUUGAAAAUAAAAAGUCCAGGUACAAAAGAUUAUUGUUGUUGAAAGCAGAGGAAGUCAAAAACAUCAUGAGUUUGAACUCAGAGAUCAGACUCGACCACGAUACAAUUGCGUCUGAAACAUCCAAAUUUCUUAAAUUUAAGUCCAAAUUUCUCCUAUUUGGGAUUCAGCAAUUCACCCAUCACCAUCUUGUGCAACUUAGCCAAAGGCAGCAUCAACUCCAACGGUUACUUUCUUCUUGUAAGACUUAG
Yamadazyma tenuis ATCC 10573 is the source of this 3615-nucleotide messenger RNA. Lineage: Eukaryota; Fungi; Ascomycota; Pichiomycetes; Serinales; Debaryomycetaceae. The record is from RefSeq and is a predicted model, not a curated record.